AUGCUGGCCGUUACCCAUAAACCCCCUGCUAACUUCCAGGCCGAAAAGUUAUCGGAGGAACAGAUUGCUGAGUUCAAGGAGGCUUUCUCCUUGUUCGACAAGGACAGCGACGGAAAGAUCACUACCAAGGAGUUGGGCACGGUCAUGAGAUCGUUGGGCCAGAACCCUUCGGAAUCUGAAUUGACUGAUAUGAUCAACGAGGUGGAUAUCAACAGCGACGGUCUGAUUGAUUUCCCAGAAUUCUUGACCAUGAUGGCCAGAAAGAUGAAGGACACAGACUCAGAGGCUGAGAUCGCUGAGGCCUUCAAGGUUUUCGACAGAAACGGCGAUGGCAAGAUCAGCGCUGCCGAGUUGAGACACGUAUUGACUUCCAUUGGCGAGAAGUUGUCAGAUGCUGACGUGGACCAGAUGAUCAGAGAGGCCGAUACUAACAACGAUGGCGAGAUUGACAUCCAGGAGUUCACCCAGUUGUUGGCUGCCAAGUAG
This is a messenger RNA of Sungouiella intermedia, 486 nucleotides long. The record is from the annotation of a GenBank genome assembly. NCBI's taxonomy places the organism in Eukaryota, Fungi, Ascomycota, Pichiomycetes, Serinales, Metschnikowiaceae.